ACGUCUUUUUAUUUAAUUUAUUAUUAAGCUGGGGAAAAAUAAGGGGAGUGAAAGAGAGAGAAGGCAGCGAAGAAUGAAACCCUGGGUCUGGGCCAUUAGGAGUACAUCGACCACAACCACAACCACAACCACAACAACCACUCCGACUCCGAGCGCUACUCUUGUUUGUUGUACAACAACCACACUACUCUCACUCCCAUUGCUACUGCCACUAGUUUUAGUACCAUCCUUACUGAUUCGUCGUUAUAAAAAGUCAGCUUCAGCUCAGCAGCUGCUGCUGCUAUUGCUAUUGCGGCUACAGCUACAGCUAAAGCUAAAGCUAAGCAGCAUCACAAAAGCACGUCACAUUUUGCACAAACAGCCACAGCCACAGCCAUAGCCACAGCCACUAUGGGCAAUUGCGGCACUAGAGAGGAAUCUGCCGUUGUUUCUCAUGCUCAAGUUCCUCAGCUCCACAUGUUACCAACAACUCACGGUCACACCGACAAGGACAAGAAGUACAAUCGGUCCAUAUCAGAUCUGAGUGAUCCUUCUUCAACCCCUCGCAACUUCGAGGACUCCAGAAAGAAUGCUCUCCUCUACACUCACGUUAUUGCCUUCACAUUGUACGAGCUCGAGACUAUCACCAAGAGUUUUCGCUCCGAUUACAUUCUAGGUGAAGGUGGUUUCGGCACUGUCUACAAGGGUUACAUCGACGAGAAUGUCAGAGUUGGCCUCAAAUCCCUCCCCGUUGCUGUUAAGGUUCUCAACAAAGAGGGCCUUCAGGGACACCGAGAGUGGCUUACCGAAGUUAAUUUUCUCGGCCAGCUUAGGCAUCCCAAUCUGGUGAAGUUGAUUGGAUAUUGUUGCGAGGAUGACCACAGGUUACUCGUUUACGAGUUCAUGUUCCGGGGCAGCCUUGAGAAUCACCUCUUUCGAAAGGCUGCUGUAUCAUUAUCAUGGGCCACAAGAAUGAUGAUUGCUCUUGGAGCUGCAAAAGGGCUUGCUUUUCUUCAUAAUGCUGAAAGGCCGGUCAUCUACAGGGACUUCAAAACCUCUAAUAUAUUAUUGGACUCUGAUUAUACAGCAAAGCUUUCUGAUUUUGGGCUUGCUAAAGCUGGACCACAAGGUGAUGAGACCCAUGUGUCAACUCGAGUAAUGGGAACCUAUGGUUAUGCUGCCCCUGAAUAUGUGAUGACCGGGCAUCUGACUGCCAGGAGUGAUGUGUACAGCUUUGGAGUCGUUCUUCUCGAGCUUUUGACAGGAAGAAAGUCUGUUGAUAAGACAAGACCGAGCAAAGAGCAGAAUCUGGUAGAUUGGGCCCGGCCAAAACUGAAUGACAAGAGAAAGUUGCUUCAAAUAAUCGACCCAAGAUUGGAGAAUCAGUAUUCAGUAAGGGCAGCACAGAAAGCCUGCAGCUUGGCAUACUAUUGUUUGAGCCAGAAUCCCAAAGCAAGGCCCUUGAUGAGUGAUGUAGUUGAAACUUUGGAACCUCUACAAAGCUGUGGUGAUAGUGUGAAUGAAUACUCAUCAUCAUCGACUGUUGGUGGCGGUGCAUUUGCCAUGGGUGGAAUCCCAGAUUACCGGAUGCAUCACAGGUUUGUCAAUAAUGUUGGUCCAGGUGCUAGUUGCCGAUCUCCCAACCCAAAUUGUUCCCCUGGGGGACCUGCAGCAUGCAGGGUUAGAUGAGAAAUCUGACCUAUCUGUAUACUUGUUUGGUGUGCUUUUCCUCCCAACCCCCGUAUUGAGAUGACAAUAUGGCUUUGUUUGCGUCUUUGUAAUUCAUGUACAUCUUAUCCUGGUGACCCCAAGCCUUUGUUGAUUAUUUUUCUUCGGCUUGGUGCUGUAUCAGUUUGUUGUCGCAUUUGCUUACCAAACGGGAAUUGCCAUGUGAAAAGCUAUUUUACCGUGUAAACAUUAGUUGCAGAAUUGCGAGGUGAAUGCCAAAAAAUGUAUUGUGCCACAUCCUUAUCAUCAUUGUCAUGAUUAUUGUUUUUA
Molecule: messenger RNA, 1977 nt
Organism: Quercus lobata
Lineage: Eukaryota; Viridiplantae; Streptophyta; Magnoliopsida; Fagales; Fagaceae
Product: Protein kinase superfamily protein
Exons: 6
Coding region: 391-1668 (425 amino acids)
Biological process (GO): protein phosphorylation
Molecular function (GO): protein kinase activity; ATP binding
Source: RefSeq, a predicted model, not a curated record